GCCAAAUUCUUCUUUCAAUUUAACUCACUUUUAAUCAAUUAAUUAAUAACAAUAACUAAAUCAAUGCAAAGAAACUAGCAUCACGGAGAACAGAAAACAACUUUUCCCGCCUUAAUUGCAAAAAAAUGUUCGAAUUGGCGCCAGCCAAUUAAAACAAUGUAAAACAGCUGUUGUUGUUAUUUAUUAAAGACAAAAGGAUCAAGCCCAUACAGUCUUAUCUUAAAUAAAAUAAUACUUUUAUGAUUCCCUAUUAUUAAUUUGGAACACCAAUAAAAAUUACAAUAAAUCCUAAGUUAUUAAUUAAUCACAACAGUAAAUAAAAUAUAGAUGACGAAUGGCAACGUAUGUAGUAGCAAAAUAAAAAUAUGAUAUACUUUUUUUCCUCAUUUACUUCCAUUUGGUACCUAAGUUAUCGCAGGAAUUAUAUAAUAACUGUAUACUGUAAUUUUAUUCAUCUAAAUAUAAAUUUAAGUUAACAUAGUUUUUUACGUUUUACCAUCUCACUAUUAUAAUUGCAUUGCAUUCCAUAUCAUGUCGUGUGGUAUUCAUUUUUAUCAGUUUCUUAUCCGGGGAUUAUGUCGAAUAGUCUUCAUAGCUGGCAGUGGAUUAUAAAUAUCACAGAAAAGAUAAAUUUAACCAUAUAUUACUACAUUUAUAAUUAUUUCGAUUCAUACUAAUAUAAUCUAGAAUAAUCUAGAAAUUACUUAUUAUCAGAUUUAAGUCAUUCUCUCAUCGCAAAAUCUCCGGAACCACUUUAUCAAUCUUAACAUGGGGCUUCUUUAUAGGACGUAGAUGGUCACUAAACACUGUUUUUUUUUUAAAUGUUUUUGGGGUUGAUAGUUUGUAUUAAUCUUUGUUACUGCAAGUGCUAAAAUUAGACCACGUAUGGUGUGUUAAAACUUCGUUAUUACAAGAAUAGCUGGUACAUUAUAAAACUCGAAUUUAACACAGUUUUAUCGACUUCUCUAUCAAACUUAGGUAUCUUUCUUGUUCCGUCCAACGGCCUCCUCGGUCAUAUUAUAAUACAAUCACCUAUUUGGCUUCUGGAUGAGAAGUUGCGUCAUGCUCCGGUAACCAAUUUUCUACAGAGCAAAUUGUAUGACAACCAGUCAUUACUAAGAAGGCAUAAAGAGAGGUUGUUGUUUGUUUUAUUUUUCCAAAGUUUUUAAUUAAAUAAAACUGACCAGUGUUACUAAUUGCCACACCUAGGGUUUCAGUAUAUAACUUGACCAUUUUAAAUAAGCUACAUCUGUCAUUACAAAUUGAACGUGCACAGGCCUUUUUUUAAUGGACUCGUAAUAUUGCUAUCGUUUAUCAGCAGAAAUGUACUGUAUUGCCUAUCAUUAUCAACCGUUAGUAAGAAAAGAUAAAGUGAUAAGGUGACUGUAAAAGUCACAAAUUCAUUGCAUUGUGAGUGGUCUUGAAAAGAACUUAAUUAGGUAUCAAAAUAUUUUUUUAAAUAGUGCUUGUGAAUUGUGUUCUAUUUUCAAAAUGCGUGGAAUAGUACAUGUUCAAGCUGGGCAGUGCGGUAAUCAAAUCGGAUCCAAGUUCUGGGAGGUGAUAUCGGAUGAACAUGGGGUAGACCCACAAGGAUAUUAUAAGGGAGAAAACCCUUUACAGCAGGAGCGUAUUGACGUGUAUUAUAAUGAGGCGUCAAGCGGUAAAUAUGUCCCGAGAGCUGUUUUGGUGGACUUGGAACCGGGCACCAUGGACGCAGUGAGAGCUAGCCCUUACGGUCAAUUGUUUAGACCAGACAAUUUUGUGUUCGGCCAGAGUGGAGCUGGUAAUAAUUGGGCAAAAGGCCAUUAUACAGAAGGAGCUGAGCUGGUAGACGCAGUACUGGAUGUUAUUCGAAAAGAGGCUGAGAAUUGUGAUUGUUUGCAAGGUUUCCAGUUGACCCAUUCGCUCGGUGGAGGUACAGGCUCUGGAAUGGGCACAUUGCUCCUAAGUAAAAUCAGAGAAGAAUUCCCGGACAGAAUUAUGAACACAUUUAGUGUGGUGCCAUCGCCAAAGGUGAGCGAAGUGGUCCUAGAGCCUUAUAACGCCACAUUAUCAGUUCACCAAUUGGUCGAGAACACUGAUAUGUCAUUCUGCAUCGACAACGAAGCUCUCUACAACAUAUGCUUUAGAACCUUGCGACUCAGCAGCCCGAGUUAUGGAGAUCUAAAUCAUCUUAUAUCGAUGACCAUGUCCGGAGUGACUACCUGUCUGAGAUUCCCUGGACAGCUGAACGCCGACUUGAGGAAGCUAGCUGUCAACAUGGUCCCAUUCCCACGGCUACAUUUCUUUAUGCCGGGUUUCGCUCCACUUACUGCAAGAAAUUCAUUCAACUACAGACCACAAACGGUGCAGGAACUGAUGAAUCAAAUGUUCAACCCGGGCAACAUGAUGACGGCCGCGGAUCCGAGACGCGGCCGCUACCUGACGGUGGCCACCAUGUUCCGCGGGCACAUGUCCAUGCGCGAGGUGGACGACCAGAUCCUCGCCGUGCAGAACAAGAACUCCAGGUACGCUCCCACCGUCUACACCAGCCUUUCCCAAAGUCAGCGAUGGCGCCCCCUUGUGGGCGCUGCUGGCCCUUAUUUCGUAGAAUGGAUCCCGCACAAUCUGAAGGUGGCCGUGUGCGACGUCCCUCCCCGCGGACUCAAAAUGUCAGCCACAUUCAUCGGCAACUCCACAGCGAUUCAGGAGAUAUUCAAACGUAUCUCGGAACAGUUCACUGCUAUGUUCAGAAGACGGGCGUUCCUUCAUUGGUAUACUGGCGAAGGUAUGGAUGAAAUGGAGUUCACAGAAGCUGCUAGCAACAUGAGCGAUCUCAUAUCAGAAUAUCAACAAUAUCAGGAAGCCAGUGUUGAUGACGAAGAGGUGGAAUUCGAAGAAGAAGAAGAGGAAAUUGACAACAGUCAAUACUUGAGGGACGCAAAAACCGAACUAAAUUAA
Messenger RNA from Diatraea saccharalis (sugarcane borer), 2940 nucleotides. Lineage: Eukaryota; Metazoa; Arthropoda; Insecta; Lepidoptera; Crambidae. The record is from the annotation of a GenBank genome assembly.